Molecule: messenger RNA, 1935 nt
Organism: Pseudozyma hubeiensis SY62
Lineage: Eukaryota; Fungi; Basidiomycota; Ustilaginomycetes; Ustilaginales; Ustilaginaceae
Exons: 1
Coding region: 1-1935 (644 amino acids)
Molecular function (GO): aldehyde dehydrogenase (NAD+) activity
Source: RefSeq, a predicted model, not a curated record
AUGGCGUCCACCACCAUCCCCGACAUCUCACUGCUGUUCGAACAAGCCCGACUGCAGAUCCAACUCUUCGUCCUCCAAACCGACCUCUACCUCUUCCAGCUCCUCCCACCUCUUCGUUCCACCACCAUCCGUUCCCCGACAAGUCUCAUCUUCACCGCACUCAUCAUCCUCAUCAUUCAACGGUUCGGCUCGUACUUCAGCGCGUACAUCGCCGAACUAGGUGUACCUAUCACCAUCGCUGCACCUCCUCAAGCUCGGCCGGGGUGGACGGGGGAGGUUCUGACGAAACCGAGCAUACGGGAUGCUUCGCAGCCGGGAAAGAUCGUAUGCUACGAUCCGGCGACAGGCUAUCGAAUCGAUGAGGUGGAUGCGGAUACAGCCGAGACCAUCGCGGACAAGCUCAGCAAGGCGAGACGCGCGCAGCUCAUGUGGAGUCGAUCGAGCUUUGCGCUGCGACGAAAAGUUCUUCGCACUAUGAAGAACUGGGUGGUGAACGAUUCAGAGACUAUCGCAAGAGUCGCAUCGCGCGACACUGGCAAGACGGCCAUCGAUGCAGCCUUCGGCGAACUCCUCACCACCCUCUCCAAACUCCAGUGGACCAUCGCCAAUGGCGAGAAGGUGCUCAGGACGGAAACCCGUCCCAACAACCUUCUAUUGAUGCACAAGGUCUGCCAGGUCAAACACGAACCCAUGGGCGUAGUCGUCGCCUGCGUCAGCUGGAACUAUUCGGCGCACAACGUGCUGGGUCCCAUCAUCAGUUCGCUUUUUGCGGGUAAUGCGGUGAUCGUCAAAGCGAGCGAAAUGGUCGCAUGGUCAGCACAUUACUUUAUCAACAGCGUGAGGGAGUGUUUGAGGCAGAGCGGGGUGGAUCCGGAGUUGGUACAGGUGGUGACGUGUUGGCCGGAGACGGCAGAGGUGUUGACGGGAAGUGCGGAGGUGAACCAUAUUACGUUCAUCGGCUCGGAGGAGGUGGGGAGGAAGGUGGCGAUGACAGCGACCAAGGAGCUGACGCCCGUGACGUUGGAGUUGGGCGGAAAAGAUCCUGCGAUCAUGCUGAAGGAUGCGGAUCUAAAGUUCUUCGCAAGUACGUUCAUGAGGAGUUGUUUCCAGGGUAGUGGACAGAACUGCAUUGGGAUCGAGAGGUUUAUUGUGGACGAAUCGAUCGCAGAGAAGUUGGUCGGAAUUGUCGAGCCUAGGAUUCGUGGGUUGAAGUUGGGCAGUUUCAUGGAUGAUGCUCCCUUCGGUACGUCCUCCAAAGCCAAGGACGGCGAGAGGGUGGACAUGGGAGCCAUGAUCACCGAUGCACGCUUCGAUCGUCUCGAGCAGCUCAUCUCCGACGCCGUUGCUCAAGGCGCCCGUCUACUCGUCGGUGGCAAACGCUACAUCCAUCCACGCUGGAAGCACGGACACUACUUCACACCCACCCUGCUCACCGACGUCAAACCAUCCAUGGCCAUCGCCCAAGAAGAGCUCUUCGCACCCAUCUUCCUCAUCCUCCCCUUCGCCACCACCCAACUCGAUUCCGCCCUCCACAUCGCCAACUCGACGCGCUACGGUCUCGGCUCCUCCGUCUUCGGCAGCAACCUCGACCACUGCACCUACAUCGCCGAUAGGCUCCACUCCGGUAUGGUCAACAUCAACGAUUUCGGUGUCAGCUACCUCAACCAAGGCCUACCGUUCGGUGGGGUGAAGAAGAGCGGAUACGGCAGGUUUGCAGGUCCAGAGGGUCUGCUGAGCUUGACCCAGGCCAAAGCGGUGACUAGGGACAGGGCGUUCAGUUGGAUCAGGACAGGCAUCCCUCCGAGACUGGAUUACCCGAUGGAGAGGCCGGCCAAAUCGUGGGGCUUCGUCAAUGGAUUGGUGAGGUUUGCGUACGGAGGGGGAGUGGUGGCGAGGGUGCGAGGUGUGGCCGAUCUCAUUGUCUAUGGCGCGUGA